AUGUUUCGCUCCAAUGCUUCACGGACCUUGCUCCGCUCCCUCAAUGCCUCCCCAAAGCUUACAGCGGCGCCCGUUUUCCGCCAACGCACUUCGCAGCUAUGCACCCUCACUGCCCGCCGCCCGACGGCUUUGACUGCUCUCGCGAGGCCGUUGGCCAUGCAGCUACGACUUUCCAGCACAAAGGGACCCAUGGACACAAUUGACAAGAAGACAGAAGAUGCACUGGCCAAAAAGAAACUGCCCGUGGACCCAGAGGCUGUUAGUACCUCCUCCUCGGUCCACCCAGUCUUUGGAGAGGUCACUGGUGAGGAGAAGAGUGAUGAUACCGACAUGAUGGCUGGUGUGCGUUCCGAUCUGCAGACGAUCAAGGAGACUUUCUCCCUCGACGAAGUCCCACGUCAAGCCUACUACAUUGGUCUCGCGGGUGUCCUCCCAUAUGUGGCCACUUCGCUGAGCACUGUCUUUUGCGCGUGGGAAAUCAACCACGCCGCGGAUACUGGCGCCGGCUUCCUGUUCGACGGCAAGACCGCCGAGCUGCUGCURCACGUUCUUGAGCCAAUUCAGGUGGGAUAUGGCGCUGCGAUUAUCUCCUUCCUCGGAGCUAUCCACUGGGGCCUUGAAUUCGCCAAGUAUGGCGGCGAGCACGGCUACCCACGCUACUCGAUUGGUGUUAUCAACACCGCUCUCGCAUGGCCCACCAUCCUGAUGCCUGUGGAAUACGCUCUUAUCUCGCAGUUCUUGCUCUUUACCUUCUCCUACUACCGUGAUUCUCGCGCUGCCAGACAGGGCUGGGCACCCCACUGGUACGGCGUGUACCGAUUUGUGCUGACCUUCAUUGUCGGAAGUGCGAUUGUUGUCUCUCUCAUUGGCAGAGGCCAGAUCACGCAGGAGAUCUCGAGGCCGCAUGGACCAGCUCAGAGAGUGAGGGACUUGAGGGCUCACCAAGAGGAGCUGUCUGGAACUGAGGAGGAGAUGAGGAGGAAAUUGCUUCCCAACGAGGGCGAGGAUGAUGAGGAUGACGAGGAGGAGGAGGAGGGGGAGGAGGAGGAGGAUGACGAGUAG
Messenger RNA from Ramularia collo-cygni, 1062 nucleotides. Its product is annotated as related to MNN4-regulates the mannosylphosphorylation. Lineage: Eukaryota; Fungi; Ascomycota; Dothideomycetes; Mycosphaerellales; Mycosphaerellaceae. The transcript is spliced from 2 exons. The record is from RefSeq and is a predicted model, not a curated record. The coding region runs from base 1 to 1062 and encodes 353 amino acids.